AUGUCCUUUGAUAAGUUGGUUGGUCUUUCCAUGUUGGCCGUAGCUACUGCUGUAUUCACCUACUACACCACGUGGGUCUUUGUUUUGCCCUUUGUGGAUGAGUCCAACUUCCUCCAAAACUUCUUCUUGAGCCGUGACUACGCCAUCAAGUUGCCAUUUUUGUUGCUCUUACUUGCUGCCUUGGGAGUUGGAUCCUUUGUCGGUAACGUUUUGAUCAAGAGUGCCAAGAAGGAGCAAUUGAAGAAGCAAGCAAAGAAGAAUAACGUGAGGAAUUCCGAAGAAGCGGUUCCAUUAUGUAGUCAUGAAGAUUAAA
Molecule: messenger RNA, 313 nt
Organism: [Candida] anglica
Lineage: Eukaryota; Fungi; Ascomycota; Pichiomycetes; Serinales; Debaryomycetaceae
Source: the annotation of a GenBank genome assembly